This is a messenger RNA of Vigna angularis (adzuki bean), 2073 nucleotides long. RefSeq lists its product as uncharacterized. The record is from RefSeq and is a predicted model, not a curated record. The transcript has a single exon. Bases 1 to 2073 code for a protein of 690 amino acids. NCBI's taxonomy places the organism in Eukaryota, Viridiplantae, Streptophyta, Magnoliopsida, Fabales, Fabaceae.
AUGUCCAUGAUACUGGAAUUGCUAGCAGAGGCAUUUGAACAUGCUAAAAUUCCAAAUUCAUUUUAUGAAGCCAAAAAAGUGAUUAGCAAGCUUGGUCUUCAUUACACCAAAAUUGAUGCUUGCCCGAAUGAUUGUAUGUUGUAUGUUGGAGAAGACAAAGAUAAAGAUUCUUGUACGAAACGUAAGACAUCAAGAUGGAAGCCAAAAAAGAGAAAUACAAUUGGUGACGAUGUUGUUGUUAAUAAGCGAAAGAAGAUUCCUGCAAAGGUGUUAAGGUAUUUUCCUUUAAAGCCUCGAUUACAGAGGAUGUUUUUGUCAUCUAAAAUAGUUGAGCAUAUGAGAUGGCAUGCAUCAGAAAGUACGGAUGAAGGCAUGUUAAGACAUCCAAGAGAUUCUGACGCAUGGAAGAAAUUUGACUUGAUGCACCCUCAAUUUGCCUUAGACCCUCGAAACGUGAGACUCGGUUUAGCUACUGAUGGGUUCAAUCCAUAUGGGAACUUGAGCACCAAUCACAGUAUUUGGCCAGUUGUUCUCAUACCAUACAACCUUCCUCCUUGGAUGUGUAUGAAACAAAGUUCAUUCAUUUUGUCCAUGAUCAUUCCUGGAAAGCGAGCACCGGGAAAUGAUAUUGAUGUUUACUUACAACCAUUAAUAGAAGAUUUGAAGGAGUUGUGGAACACUGGAAUUAAAACUUUUGAUUCAUAUGGAAAUGAAGUAUUUGAUAUGCGUGCAGCCAUAUUGUGGACUAUUAGUGACUUUCCAGGACUUGGAACCUUAUUUGGAUGGAACACACAUACAGGAUUGGCAUGUCUGAGAUGUAAUUUUGACACUACUCCUAAGAAGCUUGUCAAAGGUGGGAAAUUUUGUUUUAUAAGUCAUCGUCGGUGGUUAGAUGGAAGACAUAAGUUCAGAUUGGCUCAUAGCAGGUUUGAUGGAACUAUUGAAAAUAGAAGCCAACCAAUGGCAAUCUCAGGACAUGAUAUCCUACAACAACUUGGGAAUGUUCACGUUGAAUUUGGGAAAGAACCUAUAGUUGAAGAAAGGUCAAAAAGACAACGCAGAGUUGAUCAUCCUAAGGUAGAUACUCUACAAUGGCGAAAGAAGAGUAUAUUUUUUGGCCUUCCUUAUUGGGUAGAUAACUUAUUGCACCACAAUCUGGAUGUUAUGCACAUUGAAAAAAAUGUUUGUGACAAUAUAUUGUUUACAUUGUUGAUUGAUAGUACAAAUAAUAAAUGCAAAGACAAUCUAAAGGCAAGAAAGGACUUACAACUUUGGGGUAUUAGACCAGAUCUGUGGCCUGAUGAGAAUGGUAGAUAUCUUCCUAGUAUAUAUACAUUGUCAAAUGUAAAUAAGGAUAUAUUUCUAAAAACUUUGAAGAAUAUAACUGUACCUGAUGGUUACUCAAGUAACAUCAGUAGAUGUGUUGAUGUCAAACAACGUAAGAUUGGAGGACUAAAAAGUCAUGACUCACAUGUGUUGAUGGAGCAAAUUCUUCCUUUGGCAAUAAGAAAGACACUCCCUAAAGAAGUGUCCUCUAUUUUGAUUGAUCUAUGCUCUUUUUUUAAACAAUUAUGUAAUAAAGUUUUGAAGAUAGAUCAACUUGUCCAAUUACAAGAUAGAGUUGUCCUCACAUUAUGUCACAUGGAGAUGUUAUUCCCUCCUUCUUUUUUCACAGUGAUGGUUCAUUUGAUUGUGCAUUUAGUAGAAGAUGCCAAGCGUGGAGGACCUGUCCAAUAUCGAUGGAUGUAUCCUAUUGAGAGGUACUUAGGAAAAUUGAAGUCUUAUGUGCGUAAUAAGGCACAAGCUGAAGGCUCAAUAGCUGAAGGGUACUUGGCUGAAGAGUGCUUAACUUUUUGUUCUAGAUACUUAGAUGGAAUUGAGACUGUGUUCAAUAGAUUGCGUCGUGUUGAUGAUGAACCGAGUAUUGGCUCUUGUAUUGUAAGCACUUUAUUCCCAUCGAUCGGAAAAGCAGUUGGAGGUUUCACUUAUUUCACUUUAUCUGAAAAGGAAAAGUUACAGGCACAUCGUCAUAUCUUAACAAACAGUGCCAUAGUUGAUCCAUUUCUUCAGUAA